AUCCUGCAAACAACGAUCACGGCUUUUACCACAGUCUCUUCCGUUCACCUGGAGAGUCCAGCUGCCGUUGGAGCGUUCCUGCAAGCAAAAAGCAAAUAUCCCCGAAGCUAAGAUCCGUCUAGCUUGCACAAAGAGCAGAUCUAAUUCCCGAAAAGAGAACCAAAAAAAAAGGCAAGGCUGCAAGACAGAGAAGACGAGAGUGACCGAGCAGACAGAGCAGUUUCGGGAGUUUUUUUUUUCUUCGUUUCUCGGGGCGCACCUGGCCGAGGCGGGAGAGACCAUGUCCCUGCAGGUGAAGGAGAAGACGCACGUGCGCCUCGUGUUUUUGGGGGCCGCGGGCGUGGGCAAAACCGCCCUGAUCCGCCGCUUCCUGCAGGACACCUUCGAGACCAAGCACCGGCGCACGGUGGAGGAGCUCCACAGCAAGGAGUACGACAUCAGCGGCGUCAAGGUGACCAUCGAGAUCAUGGACACCAGCGGCAGCUACUCCUUCCCGGCCAUGAGGAAGCUCUCCAUCCAGAACAGCGACGCCUUCGCCCUGGUGUACGCCAUCGACGACCCCGGGUCCCUGGAGGCGGUCAAGAGCCUGCGGGAUGAGAUCCUGGAGGUGAAGGAGGACAAGUUCACGCCCAUCGUGGUGGUGGGGAACAAGACGGACCGGGAGGGCGAGCGGCAGGUGUCCAGCGACGACGUGCUCUCCACCGUGGAGCUGGACUGGAACAACAGCUUCCUGGAGGCGUCGGCCAAGGAGAACGAGAACGUGCUGGAGCUGUUCCGGGAGCUCCUGCAGCAGGCCAACCUGCCCAGCUGCCUCAGCCCGGCCCUGCGCAGGCGGCGGGAGACCUUCCCCAAGGACAGCGGCGUCCGGCCCCCCAUGAACAAGACCAACAGCUGCUCCGUCUCCUAGAGACGGAGGGAGAGGACGCGGAGAGGCACGCCGUCGUUUCCACGCUUCGCACAGUGCCACUGCCACACGCCUGGGGGUGAGAGAGAGAGAGAGAGAGAGGGACAGGGUGAGAGAGAGAGUAGGAGAGAGAGAGAGAGAGAGAGAGAGAGAGAGAGAGAGAGAGACCUCCAUCCAUUUAAACCUUCAUAGGCAUUUUGUGCAGGAGAAGGACAAUGACUGUGGUUAAUGGCAGUAGAAAGUCAACACAGGAGGGGACACAGGAAAAACAGUGAACACAUGUACAGGAGACUGUUUGGGGGCUGGGGGUGGCGGGGGGGGGCGGGGAGGGUUCAGAUCAGAAUCUCAGCUGUGCAGCGCGCUCAUAUUUGGCUGGACAGCAACAGCGGGGCCAGCCCUACAAACACGAAUGUCUGUGACUGACUGAGUGACUGACUGAGUGACGAAGUUACACCAUUGGUCGGCCGAGUUAUGAAGUCACAACACCAUUGGUCGGCCGGAUCACGUGUGUUAGGUCCAGCCAUAUACUAGGUUUUAACCUGGUCUUGUUUAAAUGUACUAUGACGAUGUCUCAAAUGGCACAGCUUAUGGUGUUCAAGCAUAGAUCAAUGUCAAGCUGUGUUGUAUUUGUAUUACUUUUGAAAUUAGGGGUAUUCACUUGCAAUAAUACUUGAGACUGUUGCAGAUAGCAAGAGCGUGUGAAUUCAACUGAAAACAAAGACGUGUGCGUAUUGUGCUGCCUGUACAAAGUUUCUGCUACAAUUUUAUUUAUUCAGCGAUUGGGAAAUUAAGAUGCAUCAGAGCAAAAAAAGUUUACAUGAACGUUUACUUUUUAUUUUCUCAUCUAUGUGUAGGGCCUAUUGAACAUGUUCAUGAAAAAAAGGUUGCGUUGCAAUGUUUACCAGUAAACAUUUGUUUCAAAUGAAUGUGUUAAGAUUUAUGUUUCACAUGUUUUUUGUUUUUUUUUUUUAUUGUAUUUUUUUAUUUAUUUUUAUUUAUUAUUUUUUUAAUUCAAAUAAAUAUAAAUAAUCUACAAGACA
Molecule: messenger RNA, 1944 nt
Organism: Anguilla rostrata (American eel)
Lineage: Eukaryota; Metazoa; Chordata; Actinopteri; Anguilliformes; Anguillidae
Product: ras-related protein Rap-2a-like
Exons: 1
Coding region: 281-907 (208 amino acids)
Molecular function (GO): GTPase activity; GTP binding
Source: RefSeq, a predicted model, not a curated record